Messenger RNA from Pseudogymnoascus destructans, 1893 nucleotides. RefSeq lists its product as uncharacterized. Bases 1 to 1893 code for a protein of 630 amino acids. NCBI's taxonomy places the organism in Eukaryota, Fungi, Ascomycota, Leotiomycetes, Thelebolales, Thelebolaceae. Gene Ontology annotation, molecular function: dipeptide transmembrane transporter activity. Gene Ontology annotation, biological process: transmembrane transport; oligopeptide transport. The record is from RefSeq and is a predicted model, not a curated record. Gene Ontology annotation, cellular component: membrane. The transcript is spliced from 3 exons.
AUGCCCGCGGAUAUCGAUUACCAAGCUGGAACGCUGGCCGCCGAGCCAAACGCCUCGCAGCCGAUUGAUGAGAAGCCGCCACUCGGUCAUGAAGGCGUUGAUAGAGCCCAAGGCGAAGUGGAAGUGUAUGAGGACCUUCCCACGCAAGAUGAGCUUGAGGGGGAGAACGCUCUGAGGAGAGUGUCCGCCCCUAUCCCCUGGACCGUCUACACCGUUGCAUUUGUGGAAUUAUGUGAACGCUUCAGCUAUUACGGAACUCAGGUUGUCUUCUCCAACUUCAUCAACCGCCCACUUCCCAACGGAAGCCUCCCCGGCUCUAACCCCAAGACAGGAGCCGGCGGCCCCUCUGAUCAAGGCAUUUCUGGAGCUUUAGGAAAAGGGACUGCAACAGCCAAUGGAAUCAAUACUUUCAAUGCAUUAUGGAUUUAUACGACACCGUUGCUCGGUGCCUAUAUGGCUGACGCACACUGGGGACGUUACAAGGCUAUUUGUGUCUCCAUUGGCAUUGCUAUCAUCGGGCACAUCGUCUUGGUCGUCUCAGCUGUCCCAGCUGUUAUUACCAACACAAAUGAGGCUAUGGGAACCUUCAUGACUGGUAUCGUCAUCAUGGGCCUCGGCACUGGUGGGUUCAAACCCAACAUCUCGACCCUCAUCGUGGAGCAAAUCCCGGUGACGACUCUCAUUGUCAAGACGCUGCCUUCCGGCGAACGCGUCAUUAUCGACCCUACGAUUACCCAGUCACGCAUAUACCACUACUUCUACCUAUUCAUCAAUAUCGGCUCCCUCAUCGGCCAGAUCUCUAUGGUCUAUGCCGAGAAGUAUGUCGGCUUCUGGCUUGCGUUCCUCCUCCCAACCCUCAUUUUCCUCCUCACUCCAGGAGUAAUGUACUGGGGUCGCAAACGCUACAGUCAAGCCGCACCUGAGGGCUCCAUCCUGUCCAAGGCCUUCAAUAUUCUUAUGCUCGCUCAAAAAGGUCGCUGGAGCAUCAACCCCGUCAGAACAUGGAAGCUCAUGCACGACGGGACUUUCUGGGCAUCCGUCAAGCCAUCCGCUAUCGCCCCUGAGAACCGCCCCUCGUGGAUGACCUUCGACGACCAAUGGGUGGACGAAGUGCGUCGUGGAUUUGCUGCCUGCGCCGUCUUCGCCUGGUACCCCCUAUACUGGAUUACGUACAACCAAAUCAUCAACAACCUAACCACGCAAGCCGGGACGAUGCAGUUACACGGCCUUCCCUCCGAUAUCCUCACCAACCUUGACCCGCUCGCCCUUAUCAUCCUCAUUCCCCUCUGCGACCGACUCGUCUAUCCCUUCCUCCGCAUAGCCGGCAUCCGCUUCACGCCCAUCAAGAAGAUCACAGCCGGGUUCUUCUUUGGCACCGCCGCCAUGAUUUGGUCCGCCGUCCUUCAACACUACAUCUACCAGCGAUCCCCCUGCGGCUAUAACGCCAACACUUGUUACACUGACAGCGGUGGCCCACUUCCAGCCACCAUAAACGUCUGGGCUCAGACCGGUGCCUACAUCCUCAUCGCCAUUUCCGAGAUCCUGGCUUCCAUCACAUCGCUCGAGUAUGCCUUCAGCAAGGCUCCGCGCAACAUGCGUUCGCUCGUGCAGGCCGUCGCACUGUUCACCAACGCCAUCUCCGCUGCUAUUUGUGAGGCUUUGAAUCCUCUCAGCGCGGACCCGUUGCUAGUGUGGAACUACGGUGUUAUGGCUGUGCUCAGUUUCUUUGGAGGGGCCAUGUUCUGGUGGCAGUUCAGGAGCUUGGAUGCUCAGGAGGAUGAGCUGAAUAUGUUGCCUGAGGGACAUGCUGUGGCGACGUUGAAGGAUAUGGAGGGUUAUCAUGAUGAGCCUUCGAGGUCACCGACGCCAAGAGAGAUUGUAGAGAAGAAUUAG